Lotus japonicus is the source of this 1164-nucleotide messenger RNA. Its product is annotated as zinc finger protein ZAT9-like. Gene Ontology annotation, molecular function: DNA-binding transcription factor activity. NCBI's taxonomy places the organism in Eukaryota, Viridiplantae, Streptophyta, Magnoliopsida, Fabales, Fabaceae. The record is from RefSeq and is a predicted model, not a curated record. Bases 1 to 1164 code for a protein of 387 amino acids. The transcript has 3 exons.
AUGGAUGGUGAUCAUCACCAAAAUCAGGAUGAUGAUAAAUCACAAGGGUCAGCUAUGACCUCAGAGGAUGAGAUAGAGUUUAAGACUAAAAAUUCAACUGGUAAUGAUUCAAAGGGUUGUGAUAUUGAAGGGUCAUCAUCAGGUGAGAAACUAGCUCCAUCAAAAAAUCACAAGUGUGAGAUUUGUGGAAAGUGUUUCGGUUCUGGCAAGGCAUUAGGAGGCCACAAAAGAUCACACCUUCAAGCUCUAAAAAAAGAAGGUAGGUCCAGUAAGAAGGGUAAUUGCUCAUCAACAUCAAAAAUUUGUUAUGUUUGCGAAAAGGGUUUCCCAUCCAAGAAGUCCUUGCAUGGCCACAUGAGGUCCCACCCUGAUAGGAAAUGGAGGGGUGUUCUCCCUCCCGAUCAUCCCGCCCUGGCGCAAGGCUCUUGCUUCCCCAACUCAGAGUCAGAAGAUGAUGAUGAUGGCAGUGAUGAUGGUGAUGACAUUGGAUCAAGAGAUUUGCCACAAGAGUGGGGUGGGUAUCACAAAGGGAAGAUCAAUGAAAGUGGUUCUAGCAAUGAGGAGGUUCAUAAUGCUGCUAGUAUACUCAUGCAAAUGUCUCAGGAUAAAUGGCCUCAAUCAUCACAACAUGUCAAGCUCGAGAAUGGUGGUCAAUAUCACAAAGGGAAGAUAAGUGGUCAUUAUUAUGUGCAGAAUGGAGAAAAGACAUCUUCUGAAUCUGGGGAUGAGACGGAUAGCGAGGAGGAAGACGAGGAAGAUGCUUAUUUCACUAAAGUGAGGUAUAUGAAUGCAGCAUUGAAGGGUAAGAAAGGUACUAAUGGAGGGCGAGAUCUUGAGGAGACGGUGGUGGUGGUGAAGGAGAGUAACAAAAGAAGGAAGUUGGUGGUGAGAAUCAAGCUUCCAAAUUCAGAAUCUAAAGCUGAAAACUCGCGGCGGGCGGUGAAAGACGAGUACCAAUGUGACAUUUGUGAAAAAUCUUUCUCAACACCUCAAGCCUUGGGAGGGCACAAAUCAAGCCACUAUAAAGAGAAGAACAAUAGGCCUUCUUCACAUGGAGCUGGGGAAUCAAGUCAAGCUGUAGUUGCAAGAGAAGAAAGAGGAAGAGUUUUAAGGGAUUUUGAUCUCAACCAUACACCAAAUGUUAAGCAAGAGGAUGAAAUUUAA